This is a messenger RNA of Helobdella robusta, 1011 nucleotides long. RefSeq lists its product as hypothetical. Gene Ontology annotation, biological process: translational initiation. Gene Ontology annotation, cellular component: eukaryotic translation initiation factor 2B complex. Gene Ontology annotation, molecular function: translation initiation factor activity; guanyl-nucleotide exchange factor activity. NCBI's taxonomy places the organism in Eukaryota, Metazoa, Annelida, Clitellata, Rhynchobdellida, Glossiphoniidae. Bases 4 to 1011 code for a protein of 335 amino acids. The transcript is spliced from 12 exons. The record is from RefSeq and is a predicted model, not a curated record.
AUCAUGGCUUGCGCAAGCGAGUCUGAUUCUGAUUUUGAUGAAGUAAAAAAUCCUAGAGUUCGUAAAUUUAUCGAAGAUUUAAAAUUCUUUAAUGUCAUUGGUUCGUACAACCUGGCUACUCAAACAUGUGCCUUGUUAAAAGAGUUGAUCAGUGAGGAGCCCUGGAGCACCACAGAUGAUAUAAAAAGUAAUCUCAAAGAGAUUAGUGUGCAGAUCGCAGAGGCUUUUCCAAAGGAAACAUGCUUCACUCAUGUCUUUAACAGAUUCUUCAAGUUGUUUCAUGAUGAAAUCAGCAAAGGGAUUAAAGACUUGAAGUUAAAUACCUUAGAAAUUGUACAAGAAAUGACAGAUGAUAUUGAAGCAAGUCGAGACAACAUAGCGAAACAUGCCCUCGAAAUAAUUCGUCCGCUUGAGAUGAUCAUGACAAUGGGCAGAUCAAAAACAGUUGAAAUGUUUUUAAAAGCGGCAGCUAAAGAAAGGGACUUUCAUGUCAUGGUAUUGGAAUCUUCAGCCUCAAAAAAACAAGGUAGGGAGAUGGCAGCUGCCCUGGCCUCGCACGACAUUCCAACGACCUUGAUCAAAGAUGGGUCCAUGCAUGCAAUAAUGUCUACAGUGACGAAGGUCAUUGUUGGUGCUCACACAAUCACUUCUAAUGGCGGCAUUAAAGGGUUGAUAAUGUCUCUCAGCUUGGCACAAGUUGCAUCUUUUGAGAACAAACCUUUUAUUGUCGUUGCCCCAUCGUUCAAGUUAUCAGAAAAACAUUUCCUCUGUUUCGAUCAGAUACAGUCGAACAUAUUCUUGAGCCCCUACGAAACCCUGCCUGCAGACGACCCUCUCUGGAGGCUCAACCCCAAAAUCAUCAACAAUCACGUCUUUGAUUUCGUCCCUCCAGAGUUCAUCACCCUCAUCAUGACUAACUUAGGUCCCAGCAUACCCAGCCAGUUGUACAGAUUGGUGAAUGAAGUGUACAACCAUGAUUCAACUGACGUCAGUGUAGCUAAAAUGAAAUGA